CUGACGCCGCAGCAACUACAUCCGGGUAACUGUGGUGACCUUGGUUGGUUAUUCAUCAUGGCGGCCAUCGUUAGGUUGACUUCUGCGUGUCACAGAGGAGUUAAACCUCUGUUUUACCAAAGCUCGUUGCUGCUCAGGCCAGUUGCUGUUCCACACAGGUACCAGGAGCAGCCCCACCUGAAGACAGCGGCUAUCCACUCAUCACAAGCUCUGUAUGCGGGCUCCGACUCCAAAGCCGCCUCCCUGCACUGGACAGCCGAGCGAGUGCUGAGCAUCCUGCUGCUGGCCAUGGGCCCCGCGGCGUAUUACAGCCCUGGUCCCGUCAUCGACUACUCCCUGGCUGCUGCCCUCACCCUGCACGGACACUGGGGUCUCAGUCAGGUUUUAACGGAUUACGUUCAUGGCGAUACAAAGAUCAAGCUGGCCAACGCAGGGCUCCUCCUGCUGUCCACGGUCACCUUCGCCGGGCUUUGCUACUUCAACUACAGCGACGUGGGCAUCUGCAAAGCCGUCGCUCUGCUCUGGAGCAAAUGAAACGGACUGUGGACUGGGAAGCUCCGAGAACCUUCGCACGGUGGUGAAAGAAUCUCGUCCAGGCUGAUUGUAAAAAAAUUCAGUGUUCUUUGUAAAUUCCUCAUUUGACAAUAUUACAUGUAUGUAUGUGUUGUGUUUAAUUGAAAUGAAUACCAUCAGCUCCAGCUUGGUUUUUGUAUUUAGGUGAUUCACGUGUCAGGAACGUAGCCGGUCUCUCACAGAUUACCACUGUUUGACAUCAUAAUCAUUUUCAUGUUGGGGUCCUUUUGUUUCCGUGUCUUCAUGCGGAACUGCAGCUUUCAGCAACUUUUCAAGCAGAAAGUCAGUAAACUGUUACACGGUCGUAUUCCCGUCGGCCUGGCAUUCCCAGAAGUCACAGGCCGACUUGGGAGACCUCUGAGCCACAGGUUAGAAGGAGAAACGGCUCUGAGGCUGUUUCAGUUCAGCGGAGCUGAAGCGUCGCUUCCAGGCGGUGAAACACGAAGUUUACCAUGACGACGCUGCGAUCAGCUGCAGAUACGAGCUGGUCGGUCAACAUGGAGCAUGUCGGAAUUAUUCUCCCCUACAGUGUAAAUGAAGCUGAACAUAAUAAACACCAGAGGAAAUAUU
This is a messenger RNA of Melanotaenia boesemani (Boeseman's rainbowfish), 1143 nucleotides long. RefSeq names its product succinate dehydrogenase complex, subunit D, integral membrane protein b (gene sdhdb). The transcript is spliced from 4 exons. Gene Ontology annotation, biological process: mitochondrial electron transport, succinate to ubiquinone; tricarboxylic acid cycle. Gene Ontology annotation, cellular component: membrane; mitochondrial envelope. Gene Ontology annotation, molecular function: ubiquinone binding; heme binding. The coding region runs from base 58 to 534 and encodes 158 amino acids. The record is from RefSeq and is a predicted model, not a curated record. NCBI's taxonomy places the organism in Eukaryota, Metazoa, Chordata, Actinopteri, Atheriniformes, Melanotaeniidae.